UGGAUGGAUAUGACAUGACACCAAAAUUGCGGCGUGGAUUUAUGGAUACUAUUUUUCAUAAAAAUAUCUGUUGUAUUUUAAUAAAAUGUUUGAUUUAAUAACAAUAGCUAAGGUCAUUGAUUGAAACAUAAAAUAAAGUGGAAGAGAUAUAUAUCUCAAAUGUCGAGAUAAUGAUUGUUAAUUUAAAAGUUUAUAAUCAAAGUUUGUGCAUAUCAUUGUGCUUAGUGUGUUAUUACGGAAAAGUGUUUAGUGCAUUAUAGCAGAGGUUGAGUUACUGGAAAUGGUGCUAUCAACUUACAGCGGUGUCAGUUUUAAGACGAGUUCUAUUUGAUUGUGUAUUUUUAUUUAAUUUUAAGAAGAAUAAAAAUGUAUCCUACACCGACGCGGCACCCGGCUGGAGCAGUUCGGGGGCCUCAACCCUCGGCAGGUCCGAUAAAGUUUACGAUAGCGGAUACUUUAGAAAGAAUAAAGGAAGAAUUUAAUUUUUUACAAGCACAAUAUCAUACGUUAAAAUUAGAAUGUGAGAAACUAGCUAGUGAAAAAACCGAAAUGCAACGGCAUUAUGUUAUGUAUUACGAGAUGUCCUAUGGAUUGAAUGUUGAAAUGCACAAGCAGACGGAAAUAGCGAAGAGAUUAAGCGCAAUAAUUGGACAAGUGUUGCCGUUCCUCGCUCAAGAGCACCAACAGCAAGUCGCCUCCGCCGUGGAGAGAGCUAAGCAGGUCACUAUGUCUGAACUUAAUGCUAUCAUAGGGCAACAACAACAACAGGGACUGCAGCAACUUCUUCAACAGAUCCACGCGUCCGGCCUGCCGCACGGCGUAGCGGGCGCGGGCGCGUUGUUAGGCGCGGGCGGGUUGUUGUUCCCCGGCGCGGGACCGCCGCCGGCGCCGCACUUACCCCCGCCGGCGCAUAAGGUGGAACUACCCCCUCCAUCGGAUAUAAAACCGCCCUUAUCAGGUGGACCGGCGCCACCCCCCCUCCUGCCGGGACAACCCCCUCCCCCCAGAGAGGACGAUAGACUAGCCGCUUCAAGAGCUAUGAGCCAACAGCAGCGUCGCUCAGUAUCGCCUCUAGAGCGCGAACAGAAGUACCGGCCGCGCUCGCCCGAGCCCGAGCCGCUCGACGCGAAGCGACGGAAGGAGGACAAGGUGGGAUAUGUCAGUGUGUCUAGUGAUAGUGAUGCAGAAAAGAGCGAUCAAGAUUUGGUUGUAGAUGUUGCUAAUGAGGAGGAAAGAGGGUCACCAAGUGUACGCACAGAGGGCGAGAGAACGGAAAAUGGUCCAAGACCUCCGUCGAGAUCAGGCUCCUCAUCGAGUCGAUCCACUCCUAAGAGCUCUAAAGAUGAGAAGCCUGGAACUCCAGGGGCGAAGGGCCGGGCUCCAACACCGACAGGCCGAUACGCAUUUCCCCCAUACGCUGCUUACCGCACCCCCCUCCCUUUUGACGGGCAUAGGACCAAUGGCAUGCCGCCUGCUAAACCAGCGUAUUCCUACCACACAUGCGGCGGGCCGCUGCAACCCGUACCCUUCCCUGCGGAUGCACUCGUAGGGCCCGGGAUCCCGCGUGGAGCCCGACAGGUUGCCACACUCCCACAUGGGGAAGUUGUAUGUGCGGUCGCGUUGUCUUUAGGAUCUAACGCACGGCACGCGUACACGGGCGGCAAGGGUUGCGUUAAGUUGUGGGACAUCACUAGCCCGGGAUCCCCGAACACGCUCGAGCCGCUGUCGCAGUUGGACUGUUUGCAAAGGGACAACUACAUCCGCUCGGUGAAGCUAUUACCGGACGGGCGCACGCUGCUGGUGGGCGGCGAGGCGUCCAACCUGUCGAUCUGGGACCUGUCGGCGCCGACGCCGCGCAUGCGCGCCGAGCUCACCUCCUCCGCGCCCGCCUGCUACGCGCUCGCCAUCAGCCCCGACAGCAAGGUUUGCUUCAGUUGUUGUUCUGACGGGAAUAUCGCAGUCUGGGAUCUACAUAAUCAAACAUUAGUUAGGCAAUUCCAAGGUCACACGGACGGCGCGUCGUGCAUCGACAUCAGCCCGGACGGCAGCCGGCUGUGGACGGGCGGGCUGGACAACACGGUGCGCUCGUGGGACCUGCGCGAGGGCCGCCAGCUGCACCAGCACGACUUCUCCAGCCAGAUAUUCUCGCUGGGAUACUGUCCCACCGGUUCCUGGCUAGCAGUAGGAAUGGAGAACUCCCACGUAGAAGUACUCCACGCGGGCAAACCGGACCGUUACCAGCUCGCUUUGCACGAAUCAUGUGUGUUAUCGCUGCGGUUUGCGGCUUCGGGCAAGUGGUUUGUGUCCACGGGCAAGGAUAAUCUGCUAAAUGCGUGGAGGACACCGUAUGGAGCUAGUAUAUUUCAGUCUAAAGAAUCGUCGUCGGUGCUCAGUUGUGAUGUGUCUUCGGAUGAUAAGUUCAUAGUGACGGGUUCGGGGGACAAGAAAGCGACAGUUUACGAAGUUUUGUAUUGAAAUAGUGAUGUGAAAUAUAACAGUGAAACAAAAUAACGUUAGCGAAAGUGAUAGUGAAAAGUGAUGUGUAGCGAACCGAUAAUCUCAAUAGGCAAUAAUUGUUUUGCGGUCCAGUAAAUUUGAAGGUGAGAUGGAAUAGUGUCACUUUUUUUAAGUAUAUUUUGGCGCGAAAAGAAUAUUUUAAGUGAAAAGAUGUUGAUAGGUUACCAACACAAUGUCAAAAAUGGCAUGCAUACACAAUUAGAUGUCAAAGUAAGAUGGCAUGAUUCAACUAUUAUGAGCGAGAAAGAGACAACUGAACUAUUAAAACACAUCUCAAUGUGCCGUUCCCGAUCUUUAAGCCUAUCUACAGCUUUCUACUUGAAACGAUAUGAAAUUAAUUGUUAAAUAUCACGUGUCGUCCAAGGCCUAGCUAUGAUACGCACAAAUGUUCUAUGCACGGUGAUUUAGUAUUAUUUUGUAGCAUUAUACGCGAACAAUAAAUUUGUAUGAGAUAGAAAUUUGUUAGUAUGAAAGUACUUAGUUUCAGCAGUUUUAUAUGGUGCAAAAAUUAGUCAGCAUAUCUUAAAUAUUGUUUUUAAAGGAAAAUAAGGGUAAUAAAAGUUGUCUAUUAUGUUUUAACUAGCUGUGCUCCGCGGUUUUACCCGCAGUGUUCUGCUCCUGUUGAUUUUAGCGAGAUGAUGAGCCUAUAGUCUUCUUCGAUGAAUUGGCUAUCUAACACCGAAAGAAUUUUUCAAAUCGGACCAGUAGUGCCCGAGAUUAGCGCGUUCAAACAAACAAGCUCUUCAGCUUUAUAAUAUUAAGUAUAGAUGACACAAGUUUUUGACACUCACUUAUGAGAUAAUGGGAUGCGUGAAGACUGCAACUAAAGUAGCAUUUAUUAAAUAGAUAUUUGAUUUUUAUAUGUAUUAUAUUUAAGUAAUGGAAACAAGUAGAUGCAUUUUGUAUAUUGUCGAUUUAAUUUUGGUUAAGGUAACGGUGCAGUGGUUUUUAUUAUUAUUAAGUGACAUUUUAUUCUGUCUCAUUGUACUAUGAAAUUGACUAUUUGAAUGUUUUCUACAAAAUGAAUUUAAAUUAAUAUGUAAUUUUACUUUGAAAUGUAUAGUGAUCAGUUUUAUUUUAUCAAAUGUCAUUUUAUUAUCAAAUUAAUAAAAAUAUUGAAUUUUAUAAAAUAAAGAUUUGCCUUGCAAGGAAACAUUCUUAUGCAGUCAACUUUUAAUGUUAAUUAAUUGUAAUCAGCAGUGGUUUCGUGAUAUCUCUUUUGUUUAAAUACAAAAAAAAUGAAUUGCUAUUUAAUAUUUUAUGUGAUGUGCUUUAAUCAAAUAACUGUUUUAUUUAACUAAGAGCAUACUCAAUAUGUCCUUUUCCAUAAGUGACAAACUGCAGUAAAAUUUCUUGUACUACUCACAAUUUCUAUUAUUUUUGAGUCGAUUUCAAGGUUCAUGGCAAUACAGUCACGACAUGGAGUAAGGCGAGGAUUUUGGUAUCUUUAUUCUGGUAAAUUUAAUAAAUAAAGAGAUGUCGCUAGCUCACUGCUGUUUAUAAGAUCACUGUCAGGCGAUAUUCUUAGUGUUAAGUAUUGUAUAUUUUUAUAAAUAUGAAAAUCAUUUUUAUUUACUAAGUUCAACUUAUUUCCUUGAGCCCUUUCAUAUAUUUAUUGCGAUUGCAAAUAUAUUUUUGUGUAUUCAAAUUGUAUUUCAAGAGAUUUGAAUUUAUUUUUGUGUAGAUUUAUCACAGACUGAAGUACCUAGUAAAUAAUGUAAUAUUUUAUGAUUUAUUUACUUUAUUUUACGCAUUUCAGUGAUCAUUAUGCAAUUUAUUUCAAAUUAUUUGGAUGUUGUCUUAUAAAUAUUUUGAUUAGUUGUUAAAAUUGGGAUGAUUUCUUCAUAAAAUACAUAUAAUAAUUAUGUUGCCAGUGAAUCCUAAUUCAAAGAAAUGUUGCUUCCUAUAAAAUUUAGAUUGUAUAUUAAUUUUGUAUAAACAUAGAGACUGAAUUAUGUUUAUAGUUUAAUUUAACAGUACUCAAAUACAUGCCCAAAAAGAUCUAAAAUGUAUUCGUAAAAAUAUGAAUUUAAUUUUUUCAUUAAAUGUUAUUUUUCAUGAGAA
Molecule: messenger RNA, 4581 nt
Organism: Colias croceus (clouded yellow)
Lineage: Eukaryota; Metazoa; Arthropoda; Insecta; Lepidoptera; Pieridae
Product: protein groucho-like
Exons: 18
Coding region: 367-2475 (702 amino acids)
Biological process (GO): regulation of DNA-templated transcription; negative regulation of canonical Wnt signaling pathway
Cellular component (GO): transcription regulator complex; nucleus
Molecular function (GO): transcription corepressor activity; protein binding
Source: RefSeq, a predicted model, not a curated record